Molecule: messenger RNA, 1888 nt
Organism: Pyricularia oryzae 70-15
Lineage: Eukaryota; Fungi; Ascomycota; Sordariomycetes; Magnaporthales; Pyriculariaceae
Product: autophagy protein 16
Exons: 4
Coding region: 175-789 (204 amino acids)
Source: RefSeq, a predicted model, not a curated record
CUGAGACACGGGUGGGAGGGGCACCCAUCAUCUCAUUCACAUCUACUAUCUAUCUCACCGCCAGCAGACUGAUUGAUUUUGCAACGACAAUACACCGAGCAGCCUCGAGGGCUUACAGUCAUUCAAGGGUCUCAGCUCUUUUUUUUUUCUUUUUUCUGCAAAAUCACGAUCCCAAUGUCUUCGCUGCCGGACUGGCGAGAUGAGUAUCUCGCGUCCAUCAAAGAAGCAGAGAAGAACAGUCCCGUCAAUCGCGACCUCGUGGAAGCCUGCUCUCAACUCCAAGACCGGGUUGCUGCCCUCGAGGCGGAGAGGGAUGCGCUAAAAGCAUCAGGAGCCUCAGCAGGCCAGUCCGCCUCCGAUCCAGCCUCUCAAAGCGGAGACGCUGCACAGUCGGCGGUCGUCGCGAGGCUCAGGCUGGACCUCGCCGAGGCCCUCGGGACCCAGGAGAGGUUGCAGUCUCGGCUGGGCCUGGCCGAGUCUGAGCUCGAGAGGUUGCGAGCCAAGACGGCCGAGGACGCAAAGACCAUCCGUACCCUCAACACCCAGUGCGUUUCCUUGAGCACCAAGGUGAAGGAUCGGAACGAGGAGCUUCAGGGGAAAUCCAAGCUGGUCGAGAACGUCCAAGACGAGUUGAUCGCCCUCACACUCCAGUUGAAUGUCAUGGAGCAACAAAAGGCCAAGAUACAAGCGGAAAAUGACCAGCUCGUCGAGCGCUGGAUGAAGAGGAUGGGCCAGGAGGCAGAGGCCAUGAACCUGGCCAACGAGCCGAAAUUCGCCAAACGAGGAUGAAUCAAAACUUUGACUGGUCAGGCAGGCAGAUAUUUGUUUCAAAUGCUCAAAUUCGGUCUGUCUGGUAUCCUAACCCUCAUCACAAAUAUCCCCCACCAGCUCGCUGAGCACAGGACUCAUUUUCGCGUCGAGAUGCAAAACUGGCCGCCCGCGCCAGUCCAGCUCACGUAACCCUCCGGGUAGGACAGCCGCUCGACGUCGAGGAUGCUACUCCCAACGUCGUUUGCCGCGUUCUUCUGCUCAUGCACAAAGCUCUUAAGCGACACAAUCUUGCAACCCUUCCUCAAGUCGAGGAAUAUUCGGACUAGGUCGUCGUUGAGCUGAGCGGUAAAGGCCUGGUUGUUGACAAGUACAACAUCGGCCCGCUUGAGCGCCGAGAGUGUCCUCUCGUUGGUCCGAAAGUCGCCCCUUUCGAGGCGAACCUUGCCGGGUGCUAUGCCCCAGAGUCGACACCGUGCCGUAAACUCUUUCUUUUGCGCAUCGGCCAAGUUGCAGGCGUUCUCCAUCAUCUCGCAGCCCCAGCUUUCGCACCCAAUGUCGAGUGCUGCCUGCAAGACUACAUUGCCAACCCCGGAGCCCAAGUCAACAAACACCUGAUCAGACCUCAUUUUCAACCUUUGAACCAGUAUUUCACUGAUGAACGGAUGCAGCAGCUCUCCGUACACAUUGUCGGUACCGUUCUCGUAUUUGGCUAGCAGUUCGACUCGCGGGGCAACAGUUCGGUCGUAGACCUGCUGGAGGAUAAGCUGGACGAGGUUGAACGGGAGGAGAUGCCGCUUGGCCAGGUUGCGAGCUAUCGCGCCGCUCUCUUGCAGCUCCCUGAGACGUAGAUUGUAUUUAUCUAGAGCAGCGCGGAACGCCUUGUAGUCUUUGAGGUUGGAGGACCUUUCCAGUUGCCGUAUCAGACCGUUGUUCGCGUCGGUGAAUGGCCGUGCUUCGUUUUCGGUGAGAUAUGUAUCAACCACACAGUUGAUAACGUGUUUGAUUUCUUCGACGGCGUCUAUCAUAUCCUUGCCUGAGACCAGUUCAUACCUGCAAUGGUUAGACAGAAUAUAGUUAGUAAGCAGCGCAUGACCAUAGGAAAUGCAGUUCCGUGCGA